AAUGUGUUCUUAACAGACUUGCCUAGUUAAAUAAAGAUAAAAAAUAAUAACAUUCGGCCACAAUCGGUGUCCAAAAAUGCCGAUUACCGAUUGUUAUGAAAACUUGAAAUCGGCCAUCCCGAUUAAUCGGUCGACCUCUAGUUGAUUGCCAUGUGUGAUGGGAUCUGUGUAGUGAGUUGAGGGGAUUUCCCACACAAAGCUCAGUCUGUGUGUAACCAUCUCAGCUAGAGUCUCGUAUUACUUCCUGAGGAGAUUAGCCCACUGCUUCACUAUCUCACUAGCUGUGACCCAUGAGUCAUGCACCAAGUCCGUCUGGACUUUUAUGUCAAGGAGAGGCUCAGCAGAUAGGACCACCGGCAAUUAACACUGACCGUAAACGUUCUGCAUUUCACAUUUUCUAACAGUUUGCCUCAUUGACAUUAAAAGAAUCAAAACUCUGUAGAUCUAUGGCUAAGUACACACACACAUCACACAGACACAGACUCACACACCACAGAGACACACACACCACACAGAUACACAAGGGGGGUCAGGAGACAACAGCUGUGUGAGACUAGAGGUAAAUGUCAGGGGUCCAGAUCACCUGGUGUCUUCUGAGUGUCUAGAACAGAGCUGGUAAAAGGGAAGACUGGGAGAGAAAUCCACAAGCCCCUCCCUUCUUUCUCCCUCUCGCCCCUCUUCACACCCCCCUUCCCCCUCCCUUCCUCUGUCUCUCUCUCUCUUUCUCUCUUUCCCCCUCCCUCCCUCCGUCUCUCUCUCUCUCCCCCUCAGUCUCUCUCUCUCUCUUUUCCCCUCCGUCUCGCUCUCUCUCUCUUUCCCCCUCCCUCCCUUCCUCCUCUCUCUCUUUCCACCUCCCUUCCUCCGUCUCUCUUUCUCUCUCCCUCUCUCCGUCUCUCUGUGUCUGUCUAUUUCUCUCUCUGAGUCGUUUGUUUACGCUCUUUCAGUACCUGGGAGAGAGGGAUCAUUGGGAGGUGUAAUCUGAAACUGAGCCCAGUCUGGCUGAAUGUGUAUAUGGAGACAGAGGGGAGGGAUGGGGGUGCGGGGAGUGUGUGUGUGUGCCGCCCAGUGACGGAGCGGAGCGUUCAGUGAACGGCUGAAGUCUCAGCACUCAGGCUGUGGAGGAAUGGAUGGCUGCCGCUCACACGACCGCUUAUUCUGAGAGUGUGUGUGUGUCUGUUUGGGAGUGUGUGUGUGUGUGUUCUCCCGGGGGAGAGGGGGGACAGGAUGGCCCUCAACCCAGUGUCCCUGCUCUGCCAUGACAUCACCAGAAUGUGGCUGCAACUCAACUUGAUAACAGAUGACAUCAUGCAGCAGGAGAGUGAUCGUCUGUUUGCUGCAGACAUCGAUCCUGACCUCAGGAAACGGUUUGCUUUCCUCUCAGGGGGCCGAGCUGAGAACGGCAGUCCCAUCAUCGUGUUCCCAGAAUUCCCUGCUUUUGGCGAGCUCCAGGAGGAAGAGUUCCACAACGUGCUGACCUACCUGACCAGUGUGCCCAGUGUGACAGCGUCUGGAGUGGGCUUCAUCCUGGUCAUCGACCGCCGCCAGGACAGAUGGACCGCCGUCAAGGGGACCCUGCUACGCAUUGCAGGCUCAUUCCCAGUGCAUUUACAGCUGGUUCUGGUCUUGCGGCCCUCCACCUUAUUCCAGCGGACGCUCUCCGACAUCUUCUUCAAGUUCAACAGGGAUGAGUUCAAGAUGAAGGUGCCGGUGGUGAUGCUGAGCUCUGUGACUGAGCUCCAUGCCUACAUCGACCGGACUCAGCUGCCCCAGGAGCUGGGAGGAACCCAGGAUUACUGCCAUGAUACCUGGAUCUCACACCGCACCGCUAUCGAGGCCUUUGCUCUGAUGGUGAAGACCACGGCUCAGACCCUGCAGUCGUUUGGGACGGAGCUGGCCGAGACCGAGCUACCCAACGACGCCCAGGCCACGUCCAACCUGCUGGCCACACACACCGAGAAGAAGGGACAGAUGAAGGAGGACCUGUGUGUGGCACUGGGCCAGGGAGGCCGGCUCCUGGAGAGCAUCAACGAGCCCCUGCAGAGAGAACCCGACUAUAAAAUGAACCAGGACGAGCUGGAGAACCUGGCCACCGUGCAGAGACUGCUGGGCCAGCUGGAUGAGACAGAGACGGCGUUUGAUGAUUUCUGGGAGAGACACCAGACCAAGCUGGAACAGUGUCUGCAGCUCCGCCAUUUUGAAUACUACUUCCGUGAGGUGCGUGCCCAGCUGGAUGUGGUGUCAGAGCGGAUAGAGGCAUUCUCGGAGGUUGGCAUCAGUCCUGCCCAUGCAGAACACAUCCUACGAGAACUCAACAGCCAGGAGGAGAAAGCCUGUGAUGUGUUAGACUGGGCUCUGUCCCUGGCCACUGAGGGGGAUGGGCUGAUUGAGAGUGCUCACUAUGCUGAGGACUCCAUCCUGCCAAAGUGCAGUGAGCUGAGGGCCGUGUGUGAUGAGGUCACCUCCUUCCUCAAGACCAAGAAGGUCCUCCUCCUGAGGGCCAUGGAACUGCACCACUGUCUGGAGAAGGCAUCGAGGUGGUGUGAGGAAGGGAUCUACCUCCUUGCCUCCCAGCCGGUAGAUAGAUGUCAGUCUCAGGACGGGGCGGAGGCCGCGCUGCAGGAGCUGGAGAAGUACCUGGACACGGCCGCCCAACACCAGAUCACCGACCUCAAGGCCAUCUGGAGGGACUAUGACUCCAUCCUCAACCCAGAGCUCAGGGAGCAGGUGGAGAAGGUGUUUCAAAAGCAGGUGUCCAUGCAGGAGAUGUUUGAGAAGAGGAGGGUCAGUCUGAAGAAGCUGGCAGCCAAACAGACACGGCCCGUUCAGCCAGUGGCUCCCAGGCCUGAAGCCAUCAUCAAGUUCCCCAUGUCCCCUCCUGCUCACAGGAGUCAAGAGUCAAGGAAUGCAGAGGACAACAUCUUGAACGUAGAAAACUGCAGAAUAGUGGAGGUCCAGGUGCAGAACGGCGGCAGCAGACACGGCUCUCUGUCUGAGGAGGAGGAGAACCUGGCUGUGCUCCGACGACAUGUAAUGAACGAGCUGUUGGAGACUGAGAGGGCGUACGUAGAGGAGCUUCUCUGUGUACUGCAGGGUUAUGCUGCAGAGAUGGACAACCCAGCCAUGGCUCACCUCCUCCCUAGUGCUCUGCUCAACAGGAAGGAUGUCCUGUUUGGCAACAUGCCAGAGAUCUACCAGUUUCACAAGAGGACAUUCCUCAGGGAGCUGGAGACCUACACAGACGUCCCUGAGCUGGUGGGACGCUGUUUCCUGGAGAGGAUGGGCGACCUGCAGAUCUAUGAGAAGUACUGUCAGAACAAACCUCGAUCCGAGAGCUUGUGGAGACAGUGCUCCGACUGCGCCUUCUUCCAGGAGUGCCAGAGAAAGUUGGAACACAAACUGGGGUUGGACUCGUACCUCCUCAAGCCAGUCCAGAGGAUAACCAAAUACCAGCUGAUACUGAAGGAGUUACUGAAGUACAGUAAGGGCUGUGAGGGUUCAGAGGACCUGCAGGAGGCGCUGUCCUCCAUCCUGGGGAUCCUGAAGGCCGUCAACGACUCCAUGCACCUCAUCGCCAUCACAGGAUAUGAGGGGAGCCUGACGGACUUGGGCAGGCUGCUGAUGCAGGGGUCGUUCAGUGUGUGGACAGAACACAAGAAAGGUCACGCUAAGGUCAAGGACCUGGCCCGCUUCAAGCCCAUGCAGAGACACCUGUUCCUGCAUGAAAAAGCCCUGCUCUUCUGUAAGAGACGGGAGGAGAGCGGGGAAGGUUACGAGAAAGCCCCGUCCUACAGCUUUAAACACUCCCUCAACAUGAGUGUGGUGGGCAUCACGGAGAGCGCCAAGGGUGACAACAAGAAGUUUGAGAUCUGGUGUAAUUCCAGAGAGGAGGUGUUUAUCGUCCAGGCUGCGACACCUGAGAUCAAAACAUCUUGGUUGAACGAGAUCAGGAAGGUUCUGACUGGCCAGCUGAAGGCUUGCAGGGAAUCUAGUCAAAAGAAGGCGUCAGACACAAUGUCUCCCAGUCCAACCAGCAACAGCCCACCUAUCUGUCUCAGUCCAUUUAGGAACUGUCAGAAGAGCGUGAAGAAGGGAGAAGAGAAGAAGACAGACGCUGUCAUCUCUGACCCCAACUCCCCCUCCUCCCCAAAACACAAAGAGGAGACCGUCACCAGUCCCACCACUGACAGGGCAUCAGUGGCUAAAAAGCGUUUUACCCUUCAAGGCUUCAGCAAUCUGAAGAGUCAGAAAGAAUUUCUUCACCCUGCUGGUAAAAGUCUAACAUUACCAAUGGUAUUCUCUCAACCAGGAUCCCUCCUUAGCCCUGACCAUAAGGCCAAAAGCCACGAGAUUAAGAGUGACCCAACUCCCUUUGGGUGUAAAGAGCCUGGUCAGACUCCUCACAUCACUCUGAGCAGGGCCAAGUGGCUCAGCACCUCUAGUCUCUUACAGGCCAAAAGGAGAGGUUGGAACAAGGCCUCUUUCUCCAUGGAUGUGCCAGAAGUGCAGGAUGGGUACUCCAGCGCCGAGGACCCCAUGAACUCUGACCCUGAGGAUGAGGGAGGCAGGAAGCUGGCUGUCGGCGACAGGUUCACAGUGGCGGCGGACUAUGAGAAGGAGAAAGGAGGGCCUCAGGACCUGUCAGUGAAGAGUGGAGACAUGGUGCAGCUCAUUAAAGAGGGAGAUGAUGGACAGUGGUUUGUUAGAAACUUGGGGAGCAACAAAGAUGGCUGGGUAGCAGCAGCCAACCUUCUCACCCUCAUCACAGAGUCCAAGUCCUCACAGUCCCUCUGCAGCUCAGAGGGCAGUGUAACUGGCAACCUCAGCACCUCCUCCAGCUGCAGUGAAACCUACACAAGUUUCUCUGACAUCAAGCCCUAAAGUCCCACCCCCUCUAAGCCCUGAGACACAGCUACAGCGCCACCCAGUGGUUGGCUGUGCAAACGACACGUGCACUUUUCCCCUCUACUACUGUUCAAAUCAAAUCAAAUUGUAUUUAUCACAUGCGCCGAAUACAACUGGUGUAGCCUUUACAGUGAAAUGCUUGUACACGUUAGUUUUCAUUACAGUCCAUAGAUACUUCACUCUCAUACUGAAGUGGAGGCUGCCUGGAAUGUAGCCGAAAGCAGUCUAAUAGCUGCUUAUCUGUCAAUAUGAAGGGAAGGUAAUGAAGGACUGCUUUCCUCUGGACAUACUCUACUCUCAGGGAUAAGAGGUAGUGUCCUAGUCUUUUACUGUGAUUGAGGGCUAGCACACAUUGAGAACAGGAAGUUCAGGCCUUUCCCCUACCUGUUUGACAGAGAUGAACAAGGAAGGACACACCCGCUCCAUUCACACACACAGGCAGGCUUUGUUAGCCUAGCGCGGUCCCGCUCCUCCCACUCCAACAAGGUGACAGUGAUAUGGAGCCAGGAGCUCCUCUACUGAACGCAACACUUCAACAGACAAACAAACAGACGCCUCAGUCUCUCUCCUGUGGACUCUGGUAACCAGUUGUGUCAUAAUGUUUCUCUGUGUCAGGCAGUCAACCUCCUCAGUAUGUCCUCAGUCCUCUCCUGAGUGACUUUAAAAAUAGAUGAUGGAUUUAUAUUUUAUAUGUUUCUACUGGAUCCCCCAAGACAAACUAAACUGUAAAAGUGUCGAGACAAUCACAUUCUAGCAAGAAUGCAAAUUAGAAUGGAAUUGUCAUGAAUUACAUUUUGAGUUUGGUCAACUGUGUAUAUCUAUGGCUUUGUCCAGAGGCCCUCCAGUCCCUCUCCCUCCCUGUUUCUCCUUCCUCCACCUGUGCUGUCUGGGCUAUUAGUGAACUCUUGGCUUUGUUCCCAGUGGUCUGAGAGAGCUGGGCUUUAAACUACCAGGUGUUCCCUUUAGGCAGGGGCGAUAUUACAGGACGGUCAGAUAUCAUAGAUACUUCAACAAUAACAGUGCUCAGGAUGUUCUUCUGAAUAAUUUUCUCUUGGCUCAAAGUCCAAUCCUAUACACUACACAGAAAUCUGAAGAUUGAGAUUCCCAUAAAAAGAUUCAUGUCAGGUCAGUUGGUGUUGAAAUAACUGUGUACUGUACCAGAGAGUAUAAACUUAAAAGGAAAUAUUUGUGUGCUUAAUCAACGUGUAUCAAGUUCAUUUAUUUGAGAAAGAUUUGUACAGAUAUUAUUAUCCUAUACCUCGUAUUUUUCAUUUAAUGUGUAUGUUGUGUAUGAAGACCAUGGAUAUGUUUUCGUGGGUCUAAGUAUAUCAAAGAUAUUUUAUUAAUUGGUUGGCGGAGCAUGUUUCCAUGGUAAUUUCUCAACUCCUGAGACGAUAUAUAUUAAUAGAAAUGUCAUCCUUUUGCUCAUUUGAGAAUGCAGUCUGUACACUGAAAACCGAAGAUGGGAUAUAACUAUACGUCGUGUGCUGAAAGAAUGAUGGUUGUCUCAAAUUUCAGCACGCGCAAUAGGUUAGGUUUUAAACUGUUCUGGUUAUAACCGUUUUAGUUAUAACUGUUUUUAUAACUUAUUGUUCUACUGUAUAUCUUUUUCGAUUUGCACCCAGUGAGAUUACAAUGUUGUUCCUGUGUGUCACAUUGUUAUGCAGCACAUUGCCGCAUUAUUUUGUUCUUUAUUUUCCUACGGUAACAAGUAUUGAUACAGAUGUUAUAUAAUUAAUGAUAUGCAUUCAUAUCUGUGUAUAUGUGUAAAUAUGUAUCUCUGAGGUGUAUUAUUAAAGUCGCUGAACAAAGUCAAA
Oncorhynchus nerka (sockeye salmon) is the source of this 6719-nucleotide messenger RNA. Its product is annotated as guanine nucleotide exchange factor DBS-like. Lineage: Eukaryota; Metazoa; Chordata; Actinopteri; Salmoniformes; Salmonidae. The transcript is spliced from 29 exons. Gene Ontology annotation, biological process: intracellular signal transduction; positive regulation of Rho protein signal transduction. The coding region runs from base 1225 to 4878 and encodes 1217 amino acids. Gene Ontology annotation, molecular function: protein binding; guanyl-nucleotide exchange factor activity. The record is from RefSeq and is a predicted model, not a curated record. Gene Ontology annotation, cellular component: cytoplasm.